Molecule: messenger RNA, 2402 nt
Organism: Contarinia nasturtii (swede midge)
Lineage: Eukaryota; Metazoa; Arthropoda; Insecta; Diptera; Cecidomyiidae
Gene: fbl
Product: pantothenate kinase 3
Exons: 10
Coding region: 814-2127 (437 amino acids)
Biological process (GO): coenzyme A biosynthetic process
Cellular component (GO): nucleus; cytosol
Molecular function (GO): ATP binding; pantothenate kinase activity
Source: RefSeq, a predicted model, not a curated record
UCAUUGAAAUUGUCUCAAUGGUUUGAAUAAAAUUGUGCAAUUGUGGUCCGGCUUAAUAUUGAUAGAGCGCACAUGUCAAAGAGAACAUACUGAUACACAUACAAUUUUCGCAAAUUCGUUUUACCGUCCACACAUUCACUAAAUAGAUUAACAAACAAACCUUAAAUUCGAAAUAUACAAACGGUAUGUGUGUCUGUGUGUAUGAUACAGAAUAAAAAAAGACGAAUAAAAUCGUGAAUUUAAGUCACUUGUCAUACAGAGACAUACGUAAUGUUACGUGCUCGAGUUUGUGUGUGGGUAACACAAAUGUGAUUGGAAAAUUCACACACAUGUUACAAAAAUUAAAAAGUGUUUUUGCAUUGUGACCAAACUGUGUACAACGAAAUGAUUCGAAACAAGCGAGUAACGUAGGAGAAUAGGUAAAUACACAAAACCGUCCAACCAAAAUUGAGCACAUAUUUGUCAAGCAUUAUAUACCUUUUGUUCCGUCUGAUAAAAAAUUCACCUGAUUUUUAAUCUGGCAUACAAUAUAAACAUAACGAAAAUCAGUUGAAUCAAACAUCGAUCGAAUCGGCGAUUUGGAACCAUCUACAUCUUAACAAUGGAAGAAACUAAAGUCAAACGAAAAGAAAAUGAGUCAAUAUGAAGUCUGAGCAUCAUACAAUUCCGGUGAUUUGCGAUAACAAAAACAAGUAGAAAAUAAAUAGAAUUACAGUUGAACACUAAAAAAAUACACCGCCCAUACCGAAUUAUAAAUUUUUGUCAAAAGAAAAAAAAUUCAAAUACACCAUAAAAAAACCGCUUGGAUCAAAAAUGGCGCCAGUUUCACGAACAACAACCACACCACAUGAUAUUAUCAAUUGCAAAGAUUGUUUGCGAGUGCGUUUGGUACAAAUAAAAAAGCAUAGCAACAAUAAAACGGUAUUUGGCGCAAACGAUGAAAAUGAUUUUGAGAUUAACAUCCAUCAUGCCACAAUGCCAUGGUUUGGCAUGGACAUAGGUGGAACUUUAACCAAAUUGGUUUAUUUCGAACCGAAGGAUAUCACACCUGACGAGCUCGAUCAAGAAGCCGAAACACUGCGAAACAUUCGACGGUAUUUGACGAAAAAUUCAGCAUAUGGUAAAACUGGUUACCGAGAUAUACAUCUGCAGAUGGACGAUGUGCACAUUCGUGGACGACGCGGAUCGCUUCAUUUUAUUCGAUUUCCAACGUCUGAAAUGGGAAAUUUUCUUUCAUUGGCCAAAUCAAAAGGAAUGGCACAAUUAGUUACUACAGUUUGUGCAACUGGCGGCGGAGCAUUCAAAUUCGAACAGAAUUUCAAAGAUGAAGUAAACAUGAACUUAGCCAAAUUUGAUGAACUCGAUGUUCUUAUCAAGGGUAUUUUAUUUGCUGAAACACAUAAUCCAACCGAAUGUUAUUACUUCGAAAAUGCCAGUAAAAUAGAGUCGAGUGUAAAGAAGCGAUACGACUUUUCGCAACCUUAUCCAUUCAUUUUGGUGAACGUUGGUAGUGGCGUUUCCGUAUUGGCUGUUUAUGGACCAUCCAAUUAUAAACGCAUAUCAGGCACAAGUUUGGGAGGUGGUACAUUCUUGGGUUUGUGCUGCUUGUUAACUGGCUGUGAUACAUUUGAGGAAGCGAUACAGUUAGCAACAAAAGGUGAUCAUAAAAAUGUCGACAAAUUGAUACGAGACAUAUACGGUGGUGCCUAUGAACGAUUCAAUUUGCCCGCAGAUUUGGUUGCUUCGAGCUUUGGUCAAAUGAACGGAAAAGAUCGAAGAGCUAGUGUUUCAAAGGAAGACCUGGCAAAUGCAACGCUAGUAACAAUAACCAACAAUAUUGGUUCAAUAGCCAAAUUAUGCGCAAUGAAUCAAGAAAUUGAAAAGGUGGUAUUUGUUGGUAAUUUCUUACGUGUAAAUCCAAUUUCUAUGAAAUUAUUGGCCUAUGCAAUGGAUUAUUGGUCAAAUGGAACACUGAAAGCAUUGUUCCUAGAGCACGAAGGAUACUUUGGUGCAAUGGGUUGUUUAUUACAAUUUAAUGGCGAACUCAGCGAUAGUGAUGGUUCAUUUGUUGAAAAUGAAACAGCAUCGACGUCAUCAACCAGCCAAAAUCCAUCUAGUUCCGAUUAGAAUUUUAAUUAAUUGAUUGCCUAAACAUUCUAAUAGUUUUAUAAUAAAUAUAAUGCUGUACAUAAUAAUGGAGAAUGAAAUAAAAAUUAUAAAUUAGUUAUAUUUGUAGGAUAUAAGAGGGCACAAAGUUAACAGAAAUUGAGUAUAUCCAUUAUUUGUUGCAAUAAAUCGUUUUAGAGGAACAUAAUUAUCGAGAAGAAGAGAAAAAUUUCGAAUUUACCCAAGUGUAUAAUUUGUUAUUAUUUAUUCGACAUUUUAUUAAAUUUUUCUUUGUU